AUGUCUACAGCUCCUGUCAGGAAACUCGAUGUGACUGAUGAUAAAUUUCUCGGACAUUCUGUUCUUCGUACCUAUGUAACCAAUACUUUUCCGAAGAAUAUAUCCUACUUGCAGUUCCUUAACGAAAACAAAGAAAAAAUAAAAAUAUUCCCUCCGUACGCGAAAACUUGGGAAGGAAUGCAAAGCUCUUGGAGUAAACGAUUUUUGCGAGAGAUAAAUGAUUUGGGAAAAGACGUGAUUGAAAAGAUUUCCAUCAAAAAUACGCUUGAUGGUGAUAGCUUACGAUUGAUAGAGGAAAAAUCAGAUUAUCCACAAACACCUGGACACCAAAUAUUUCCACCAGAACAUAACCGAUCUGAAUAUUAUGAAGAAGAUGGUGUUCAAACUCCUGAAGAUUUUAGUGUCGAUGAUAUAAAUGAUUAUCCACAAACACCUGAACACCAAAUCUUUCCACCAGAACAUAACCGAUCUGAAUAUUAUGAAGAAGAUAGUGUUCAAGCUCCUGAAUUAUUUUCUUCGGAUGCUUCUUUAGAAUCCAAUAAAUCAAGUGAGAAGAGCGGGCAAGAUCUACCAGAGAUCAAUGAUGAAAUUCUCGAAUAUAAAAACACCUUCUUCAAGACCUCUACUACAGAAUUAAGAAAAGCACUGAACACUUUACAUCCUCGACUUAGAGCCAGCUUCAAUCCACAAGUGGAUUUUGUUUAUAAUCAUAUAAGGACAACAGUGGCUGAUUGGUAA
Molecule: messenger RNA, 738 nt
Organism: Funneliformis caledonium
Lineage: Eukaryota; Fungi; Glomeromycota; Glomeromycetes; Glomerales; Glomeraceae
Source: the annotation of a GenBank genome assembly